UCCCAGACAGUCCAGACAGGCUCAGCAGCUCAGCUCAGCUCAGCUCAGCCCUGCUCAGCCUGGCUCGGCCCAGCUGUUUCCUUCCCCACUGAUGGCUGGUCUCAGCAUGACCAACGGUAGCGCAGAGCUGCCAGGGUACCGAGCCCUGGAUGCUUCUACUGUGCGCCUUCUGCAGCCUCUCUGGGACAUGAUCAAGGCCAGAGAGGGGCUGCUUCAGUCCCCUUUCUUCCCGGUCCUCUUCUCUGGAACCACCUACAUGGCCUUCUGCCUACCUUUCAUCAUCCUGGACUUUGUGGGCUACAGGGUCCCAGCCCUGAGGAAGUACAAGAUCCACCCCAAUUUCUACCCAUCUGCAGGGCAAAUCCUGCCCUGCUUGCUGCACACAGUCUAUCAGCAUGUGGUCUUCAUCUUCCCUGUGACUGUUCUCCACUGGCACUGGGGCCCCCAGACCUGGCCAGCGGUGGCCCCGGGCCUCUGGGAGCUUCUCUACCAUGUGACUGUGUGUCUUCUGCUCUUCGAUGCCGAGUACUUCGUGUGGCAUGUGUUGCAUCACAAGGUCCCCUGGCUGUAUCAGAACUUCCACAAGGUCCAUCACAAGAACACGAGCCCCUUCGCCUUGGCUACGCAGUACCUGAGCGUCUGGGAGCUCUCCUCUCUGGGCUUCUUCAACUGUGUCAACCCUGCGCUGCUUGGCUGCCACCCACUGACCACCAUGACUUUCAAUGUGGUCAACAUCUGGCUGUCCGUGGAAGACCAUUGUGGCUAUGACUUUCCCUGGUCUACACACCGGCUAGUGCCUUAUGGCUGGUACGGUGGGGUGUCCCACCAUGACAUGCACCACAGGAAGAUCACGUGCAACUAUGCCCCGUAUUUCACUCACUGGGAUAAGCUACUGGGGACUCUGAGCCUGGGCUUCUCUGCAGGAAAUCCCCCAACCCCAGCCCCUUGGAACUGAGCCCACCUUGGGGGUGCAAGGUGAAAAAAAGAGGAAUCUAUUUUAAGGGAGAGAUUAUUGUCUAGUUAGAAGCUAUGAGAAAUGGGAUUUCAUGUAUUUUUGCAGUCUGAGCAUUUUUAUUUUGUACAAGAAGAAUGCAAAAUUAUAUAAUAUAUGCAUAUAUAUGUAUAAGGCAUAGAGUUCUAUAUGUACAUAUCGCUGUCUAACUAAGCCGAGAUAAUGCGUCGACUUGACCUUGAAUGCCAGCCCUCUGAGGACUCAGAUGCAUUUCCCGGCACUCCGUUGCUGUGACAGCUUGUGUUGGUGUCUCUUCAGGGGGAUUGCUGAGACCACUUUGGCGAAUGAAUAUGCUUGUGAGAAAGCAUUUUCCCUGGGCUGAAAUGUGUCCUUGAGCCAGGCUAGCACACCCCCCCGGGUUGGGUUUUGUACCUCAUCUGGCCGACUCACCUAUUUAUGGAGCUGAUUCCUGCUGGACAGUGAAAAAGCCAAGAGGAUCUUUCUAUUUUUCCUUCCUUUGUACUGUAAUCUGUAUUUAUACUGCACUACCCAAUGUGAUGUUUGUGUUUCUGAUUUUUAAAAAACAAAAACAAAACAGACAAAACAAGUCCCGUGUUGUGUAUUUGGCAUCUUGAAUUGGGGACCUUCAGAGUUGGUCUGUUACUUAUUAUGUCCUGUAUGGAUGUGGGCAAGUAUCUUCCCCUCCCUGUGCCUCAAUUUCUUUCUCUGUAAAAGGAAGAUCUUCAGGAUCCCUUGCAGCUGAGACAUUCAGUGCUGCUGGUGAUGUCAGCCUAUAGAAGGGAGGGAAUGAGUGGAGAGAAGAUGCUGCUAUGUGAGUCUGCUGAGCAACUGGCAGCCAGGACUGAGCUGGUGCUUGUGGGAUGUCCACCCACAGG
Messenger RNA from Dromiciops gliroides (monito del monte), 1848 nucleotides. It is a transcript of the gene CH25H, whose product is annotated as cholesterol 25-hydroxylase. The transcript has a single exon. Gene Ontology annotation, molecular function: iron ion binding; C-4 methylsterol oxidase activity; steroid hydroxylase activity. The record is from RefSeq and is a predicted model, not a curated record. The coding region runs from base 92 to 955 and encodes 287 amino acids. Lineage: Eukaryota; Metazoa; Chordata; Mammalia; Microbiotheria; Microbiotheriidae. Gene Ontology annotation, biological process: cholesterol metabolic process; sterol biosynthetic process.